Molecule: messenger RNA, 255 nt
Organism: Protopolystoma xenopodis
Lineage: Eukaryota; Metazoa; Platyhelminthes; Monogenea; Polystomatidea; Polystomatidae
Source: the annotation of a GenBank genome assembly
AUGGCACCACAGAAGUCUGAGGAGACGGAAACACAGCGUAGCGUGAAGGCUAGACAUGUCCGCUCUAUACGCCGUUCUACUCAAGGCGUCAGUGCUGACCUCUUAGAGGAAGCUAAGCGUCAGCUUCUUGCAGAGGCUACUACUACUGCCGUCGCAGGAUCACUUUCUUCGACUUGUAGCCAAGUUGGAUAUGUGCGAAACGGACUUCCAUGUAAUCCAACUUUUUAUGUAUUUAAUUAUUUGCAUCAAUCAUAA